This is a messenger RNA of Eucalyptus grandis, 818 nucleotides long. Its product is annotated as peptidyl-prolyl cis-trans isomerase NIMA-interacting 4. Gene Ontology annotation, molecular function: peptidyl-prolyl cis-trans isomerase activity; DNA binding. The record is from RefSeq and is a predicted model, not a curated record. NCBI's taxonomy places the organism in Eukaryota, Viridiplantae, Streptophyta, Magnoliopsida, Myrtales, Myrtaceae. Gene Ontology annotation, biological process: rRNA processing. The transcript has 5 exons. The coding region runs from base 108 to 536 and encodes 142 amino acids.
GACAGGACCGGAACAAAAGCGCGAGGCGAUUGCGAUGCCGCGUGUCUCCGCGCGUCGACUGCCUCCUCUUCUCCCUCGUCGAUCGAUCGAAUCAGGGGUUUGCGCUAAUGGGGAAGGACGCGAAGGCGGGAGGAAAGGGGAAGGGGAAGCAAGCAGGGGGUGGGAGCGAUGAGGCUGGUUCCAAGGGGAAAGGUAAGGCCAGCAAGUCAGAUGGGCUAGGCACUUGCACUUAUGUCAAAGCUAGGCAUAUACUGUGUGAAAAGCAAGGCAAAAUCAAUGAAGCAUACAAGAAACUGCAAGAUGGCUGGCUAGGCAAUGGUGACAAGGUCCCUCCAGCUGAAUUUGCAAAGUUAGCUGCAGAGUACUCGGAGUGCCCAUCUGGUAAGAAGGGCGGUGAUUUAGGAUGGUUUCCUCGAGGAAAGAUGGCUGGUCCAUUUCAAGAAGUUGCAUUCAGUACCCCUAUUGGAGCUACAAGUGCAGCAUUUAAAUCAACGCAUGGCUACCACAUUAUCCUGUGUGAAGGGAGAAAGAAUUGAUGAAUGCUGCUUCUAUGGGGACCUUUUUUUUGCCUGUGUCUAUUUGAACGAUGGAUAUUUUUGUGUAUGGCCACUGUGUUUCGUUGGGUGCAAGGUGCUUGUUCCAUGGGUGUUCAAUGAAUGUAUGACAAACUUCUCCUUAAAAUGCGUUAGUGCUUUUUGAUUACUUUUCAUUGGAGACAUCUUGAUGGGUCAAGAUCUGAAAUCUAGUAAUUGUCCGUGUGACAAACAAAAGGAACUUUUGGAUAUGGAAUAAAAGAUGGCGGACAAAAUUUACCGACA